Messenger RNA from Prosopis cineraria, 1188 nucleotides. Its product is annotated as probable aquaporin SIP2-1. Gene Ontology annotation, cellular component: membrane. The transcript has 3 exons. Gene Ontology annotation, molecular function: channel activity. The coding region runs from base 201 to 899 and encodes 232 amino acids. The record is from RefSeq and is a predicted model, not a curated record. NCBI's taxonomy places the organism in Eukaryota, Viridiplantae, Streptophyta, Magnoliopsida, Fabales, Fabaceae. Gene Ontology annotation, biological process: transmembrane transport.
AUGUUUACGAUUACUAUCUCACCUGAAAAUUCGAACUCAUACGAUUGUCCGUUGACCGGUUUCGGGGGCCUCCACGCCUCCAUGCCCACGGCAAUACCCACAAACGGCGGAUAGAAAUGGCCAUUUAGAGUCUGGGUUCUGUCGGAGGAAAAGAAAGAACAAUACACAACACAAUUCAUAGUUCCAAGUAGCAGAAAAGGAUGGGAAGGGUUCGGCUGCUUGUUUCAGAUUUCCUCAUGUCCUUCAUGUGGGUGUGGUCUGGGGUUCUAAUUAAGGUAUCUGUCUCCAGAUAUUUGGGGUUGAGUCACCAGCCAGUUCUUGAGGCCGUGAAAAUGACGCUUUCCAUCAUAAAUAUGUUCUUUUUUGCAUUGUUGGGAAUAUGGACCCAUGGCGGUGCCUAUAAUCCUCUCACAGUUUUAGCCGGUGCCAUUUCUGGAGAUUUCAGCAAUUUCCUUUUCUGCGUUGGCGCUAGAAUUCCCACUCAGGUGUUGGGAUCUAUUACUGGGGUUAGGUUCAUAAUUGAUACAAUUCCUGAAGUAGGGCGGGGACCACGUUUGAGCAUUGACAUCCAUCGAGGUGCUCUGACAGAAGGAUUCCUAACAUUUGCAAUUGUCAUCAUAUCACUAGGGCUUGCUUCAAAACUUCCAGGAAGUUUCUAUAGGAAGACUUGGAUUUCCAGUAUUUCCAAGCUAACACUUAAUAUACUUGGCUCUGAUCUGACUGGUGGUAUUAUGAACCCAGCCUCUGUGAUGGGAUGGGCUUACAAUCGAGGGGACCACAUUACGAAAGAGCACAUCCUUGUAUACUGGCUUGCCCCCGUAAAGGCAACUCUACUAGCAGUGUGGAUAUUCAAAUUGCUAGUUAGGCCUGCAACACGAGAAAACCAGCACAAAAACUAAAUCAGAUUGAUGAAACCUUAUCCAGUGCUAAUUCGCUGAUUGCUUCUGGCUUCAAUUAACAUACUUGGAAGUUGUGGGAGUCCGGUAUUCAUAUUUAUUUCAUCAGGUGGCUAACGUGUGAUCAUCAUGCCCUAUGCUAUAUACUAUAAAUGAUGUGUGUUCAUUUGUAAUUGUAAGUAUCAUUAUGAAUAUGGCCCGGCAGCCCUGCCAUUUCUCUGAUUGUAUCAACUUGAGCUCCUGUAUAUUAUAGUGCUUGCAUGAUGCACGUGCGUUAGGGUUUAUGUGUUAA